Messenger RNA from Metarhizium acridum CQMa 102, 1488 nucleotides. NCBI's taxonomy places the organism in Eukaryota, Fungi, Ascomycota, Sordariomycetes, Hypocreales, Clavicipitaceae. The record is from RefSeq and is a predicted model, not a curated record.
AUGGUUGCGACUCUCUUUGUUCGCCAGUUAAUGUCGGCGUUGGUGCGCACGACGGCAUCUGCAGAUGCAAGAACCAACAACAAGCCCAGGACGAGAACAACCGCAGCAGCAGUUGCACGCGCCGAGCAAGCUGCUCUACUCAACGGGCAGACUGCGGCGCCUGCCAUCGUCAAUUGGACUCGAUGCCUCUCCGGCCACUCAGCGCUCCAGCCGAGUGCUCGACACUCGCCGGAUACGGAUACGGAACCAAAGCAAGCACCACCUCCUCCGUCAUUGUCACCGCACCACCACACCGCUCAGGGCCAUCCAUGUAAGUCGACGACGCCGCCCGGCCCAACAACAACAACAACAACAGCAACAGCAACAGCAACAAGCAAGCAUGCUCGAACUCUUUCAUCGUCCACCCUACAAACAACACAAACACCAUCCGCCGCCCUUCAAAACCGCCAACUCCCGCCUCCGUCUCCCUCCCCUUCCACCGCCGCCGGCACGUAUAUCCAAGACCCUUCACUUGGUAUUCUGCUGCCCAGCACCAUCACCCCCACUGCCACCCCUUCCAACACACCAUCCAGCGCAUCUACAUCGACUGCCGUCAUUGUCACCAUUGUCCUGGGCACAAUUGCCGGCGUCGUAGCAGUCAGUCUGGUCGUCAUUCUCAUCAACAUGCAGCUCCGCCGGCGAAGAAGAAGAAGAAGAGGCCAGCCUUCUUCCCCCAUGGAGAGCGACAAAAAGGGCCUCAGUGUGAAUGCCAGUUCAACCGUGUUAAACUCGCCGGGUCUCGCGUCGCCGUUUCCCAAAGUGGCAGCCUCGUCGCCGCCAAUGGCCCCGGGAAACGAAAUCCCAGCCAGAGGCGGAAACGACGUUGGGCUAGACGAGCUGAGGCCCCCUCCGAGACUUGGCGAGAGAAAGUUCCAUCAGAUAACGAGGAGCGAGGGCUCCAUCGACGUCAGGCCGUCGCGAAACUCGCAUCACACGCGCUGGGGAAAACCCUCGAGCCUGGGAAACAUACCCUCUGUCAAAGACAUGCCGUCCUAUCAUGUGGACGAUGCGCAAACGCACGGCCAUGCACCACCUCCAGACUUGCGAGCGCCGGGCCGCAAUCAUCAGUACAACCUCUUUCCUGCGAGGACAGCACCACCGCCAAUCAAGACUCAUAAGCCAGCCGCAUCAACAUCCACCACGUCUACCCUCCAAGGGACCGGGGCGACUCCACCGCGGACCCCAAAGAGCGGCAUCCCCAGCCCGGUCAACGGCCUCGUGUCGCCGGGGCCCCCGCCAACGCGGGCGCUCCCCUCUCCGCCCUUCAAGUACUGGCAGGUCAACCCGCUGUCGCCACCGUUGGACUCGCAAGUGGACCACGUUCGUCCAGAGGAGAUUGGGGUAGCCAUUGGGUCGCCCACGACGGAGGAGAGGAGGGAGAAGAGGCCGCGCUUGGAUGAGAAGGACAUGGAGAGACUGGGCGGCACGUACUCGCCUUUUAGGAGGUGA